This is a messenger RNA of Solanum lycopersicum (tomato), 1290 nucleotides long. The record is from RefSeq and is a predicted model, not a curated record. Lineage: Eukaryota; Viridiplantae; Streptophyta; Magnoliopsida; Solanales; Solanaceae.
AUGGCUCCUCCGAAGGCUGUAAAGCAGACGGUUGUUGAAGUAGCACAAACUGCAGCUCUUGAAGUAUCAAAUCCUACUACCCCUAGUGGAACCGAUGAGCAGUCACCCAAGACUACUGAGGAGCGUGAUUACAUGGCACUUGUUCCAUAUGCUUCAGCAGUUGGCAGUUUGGUGAAUGCUAUGGUCUGCACUAGACCUGAUAUAGCACAUGCAGUGGGAGUAGUUAAAAGAUAUUCAAACACAAUGACUGACACUCAAGUUGGAGAUGUUGCUUCUAGUUCUAGUUCAACCACAUCUCGUCUGGAUUUUUCAAGUCCUUUUUACCUGCAUCCUUCAGAGAAUGCGGGAUCAUCAUUGUUACCUGGAGUUUUCGAUGGUACUGGUUACAGAUCUUGGCGAAGAGCAGUCCUCAGAGCAUUAUCAGUUAAAAGCAAAACAGGUUUUAUUAAUGGAGCAAUUGUGAAGCCUGUAUCUACUGAUCCUAACUUCUUGCAGUGGGAAAGAUGUGAUGAUAUGGUCACAUCUUGGAUCUUGAAUUCCUUGUCUCCAGAGUUGCGUGAUAGCCUACAGUAUGUGAAUAAUGCCAAGGAGUUAUGGGCAGAGUUAGAGGAAAGAUAUGAUCAAACAAAUGGAUAUAAGUUGUACCAGUUACAGAAGGAGAUAAAUGAGCUUGUUCAAGGUACUUUAGAUAUCACUAAGUACUACACAACAAUGAAGAAGUUGUGGGAGGAGAUGAGCACAGUUGACAUUAAUUCUCAAUGCACAUGUGUAUGUUCUUGUGGAGGAAAAACAAAAUUGCAAAAGGAUGAACAAGAUAGAAGAUUAAUACAUUUUUUAAUGGGGUUAAAUGAAAUGUACACUACUGUUAGAGGUAGUAUCCUCAUGAUGAACACUCUUCCUAGCAUGGCUCAAGCCUUUGCUAUUCUAUGCCAAGAAGAAAAGCAAAGAGAAGUAAAGCCUCAUAAUCAUACAGCCUUAGACUCUACUUCUCUUAAUGCUUAUGGACAAUACAAUAACAAUGCAGGUUACAAAGGAUUCAGAACAAACUAUAGUUCAUCCAAAGGGGCUGCAUCCAGUUCUGGCAACAAUAUGUCUAGAGGGAAUUCAAGUAUUAACAGGUCCACUUUAGUAUGUGAUUAUUGCAAGAAGUCAGGACACACGAAAGAUAGAUGUUAUAAACUUCAUGGAUAUCCAUCCAAUCCAAAGUUUCAAAGGGGAAAAGGAACAAGUUCUGCAGCAAACAUGUGUGCUUCUGAUAUGAAUGCACAACAAUCUGAGGAAGAGACUUAA